This is a messenger RNA of Staurois parvus, 613 nucleotides long. NCBI's taxonomy places the organism in Eukaryota, Metazoa, Chordata, Amphibia, Anura, Ranidae. The record is from the annotation of a GenBank genome assembly.
CGUCGGUUCACGCUGCAAAGCGGGCGCUGAGGGCUCAGCUGAAGCAAAGGAUUUCAGCCCUGAGCGACCCAGAAAAGCUUCGCCAAUCGCAGUCCGUGACCCGGAAGUUGCUGUCUCACGACCGAUACCGGGCCGCUCAGCGCAUCGCAGUGUUCCUGAACAUGCCAGAUGAGAUCCAGACCGGGGACAUCCUACGGGACAUCUUCAGGCAAGGCAAGUCCUGCUUCAUUCCACACGGUACCAGCGUGGCACCAAUCACAUGGACAUGGUGAAGCUCAGCUCGGUGGAGGAAAUUCAAAACUUGCCAGUGACCACGUGGAACAUCCGCCAGCCCGGGGAGGAAGAACGCCGGGAGGAAGCUUUGUCCACGGGAGGACUGGACCUUGUCCUUGUGCCGGGACUUGGAUUUGAUAAGGACGGCCAUCGCUUGGGGCGGGGUAAAGGAUAUUACGACACAUUCUUAGAACGCUACAACCAACAACUUUCUUCCAGACCGCACACCAUCGCUUUGGCUUUCCAAGAGCAGAUAUGUCCCUCCAUCCCCGUCACUGACAGCGACUUUGUCAUCGAUGAGAUCCUCUGCGCUGGAGAUCUGGAAAUAGUUACAAAACUG